Messenger RNA from Sus scrofa (pig), 1190 nucleotides. RefSeq names its product hematopoietically expressed homeobox (gene HHEX). Lineage: Eukaryota; Metazoa; Chordata; Mammalia; Artiodactyla; Suidae. Gene Ontology annotation, molecular function: RNA polymerase II cis-regulatory region sequence-specific DNA binding; DNA-binding transcription factor activity, RNA polymerase II-specific. Gene Ontology annotation, biological process: cell differentiation; regulation of transcription by RNA polymerase II. The record is from RefSeq and is marked validated.
CCGGCAGCUCUCCGAGGGGCCGGAGCGCGGCAGAGCCAUGCAGUACCCGCACCCCGGUCCCCCAGCUGGCGCCGUGGGGGUGCCGCUGUACGCGCCCACGCCGUUGCUGCAGCCUGCGCACCCGACGCCGUUCUACAUCGAGGACAUUCUGGGUCGCGGGCCCGCCGCGCCCACCCCCACGCCCACGCUGCCGUCCCCCAACUCCUCCUUCACCAGCCUCGUGUCCUCCUACCGGACCCCGGUGUACGAGCCCACGCCGAUCCACCCCGCCUUCUCGCACCACUCCGCUGCCGCGCUGGCCGCCGCCUACGGACCCAGCGGCUUCGGGGGCCCUCUGUACCCCUUCCCGCGGUCGGUGAAUGACUACACGCACGCCCUGAUCCGCCACGACCCCCUGGGCAAACCCCUGCUCUGGAGCCCCUUCCUUCAGAGGCCUCUGCAUAAAAGGAAAGGCGGCCAGGUUAGGUUCUCCAAUGACCAGACCAUUGAGCUGGAGAAGAAGUUUGAGACCCAGAAAUACCUUUCCCCGCCUGAGAGGAAGCGUCUGGCCAAGAUGCUACAGCUUAGCGAGAGGCAGGUCAAAACCUGGUUUCAGAAUCGUCGCGCUAAAUGGAGAAGACUAAAACAGGAAAACCCUCAAAACAAUAAAAAAGAAGAACUGGAAAGUUUGGACAAUUCCUGUGACCAGAGGCAAGACUUGCCCAGUGAACAGAAUAAAGGUGCUUUGGAUAGCUCUCAGUGUUCGCCCUCCCCUGUCUCCCAGGAAGACCUUGAAUCAGAGAUUUCAGAGGAUUCAGAUCAGGAAGUGGACAUCGAGGGUGAUAAAGGCUAUUUUAAUGCUGGAUGAUGACCACUGAUGUUGGCAUGUUCAGAAAAAUGGACUUGGGAAUAUCAUUUGCUUUAGAAAAUCUUCAUAGAUGGACUGGAAAACUGUAUGAAAAGGGAAUCAUUUUGCUGGUAUUCUGGAAACCUAAAAUAUUUGCUGCACUGGCUAAAUAACAAACUCACAUUGAAACCUGAAUUUUGACUUAAAUAGUUUAUGUACUGAUUUUAGGUUGUAUGAUAAAGGGACUCCACUGAUUAAAUUCACCCCCCCCUUAAGAAGUAAAUUGUUUUUUCUAUUUAUAAAAGUAAUUUUGAACUUAAAAAAUUUUUUUAAGUUAUAACUUUAAAUAUUUUAAUAGGACCUU